UUCAACACAUUCACAUCCACCCUGAAGCCUAUUGUGUUUAUUGUGCGUUGUUUACACUUUAGAGUUAUGUCCGUUUCCUUUAGGGAUGGGGGUGGGUAUUUCCGAAGAAACUAUUUCAGUAGUUGCACUUUCUUUCCUCGGGCAAGUGGGGUUGUUUUGUUCCUGAUCUCUGUCUUUCAUGAAGUGUUCAUGCUAGUGCAUGAACUACGAUUUGUUGAGGAACAUAUUUCCAUUUAUCGACGACUUUCGUGUAUGCGUUUAAUCUAAACCGAUUCGUAUUUUGGAGAUAGAAGGAAAAUUUUAGAAACAGUAACGAUCCCUCUAAAAACUUGGAAGUAUGGAGUGUGUCAAUGAUGAAGACUACCCCUGGCUCGAUUGGACAAACAGUCUUGACAAUAGGUGGCGCGGUUAUUUACCCCUGCAUUUUGGGAUAGGGAUAAUGGAUGUGGAUGCGAUAACAAAUCUGGUGAGUAGAGGGGCAGAUGUAAAUGAGCCUAGCACAAUCGGAAAUACGGCACUUCAUAUCUCUGUGAAGAGAGACUGUGCUUCGUCGAUAACCAAGUUUCUCAUAGCAAACAACGGUAAUAUCGAGAGCAAGAACAAGUACGGCUUGACACCCCUGCACGAAGCAGUUCGUUAUUUUAGCCUACCCAAUACCAGAAUUUUGCUUAGGCAUAACGCGAACGUAAAAGUGGAAGACGAGAUGGGCCAGACAGCACUAGAUUGGGCUGUCCACAACCUGAGGAGAGAGACGUUGGAAGAAGCCCCUCACCUUUUAGUCAUCGCCCGGAAGAUCAUUGAAGAGCUGUUGGACUGGGGGACUCCCCACUGCCCGCAAUUGUUGCUACGAGCGUACCCGUGGUACGAUAGUUACACUGUGGAACACGCUGUAACCAUCCUUUCAAAACACUCCUUGAAAAGGAAGUGUGCAAGAUUGCCUUAUCACAGUGAACUCUUGAUAGGUGAACGUGACCUACAACGUUACAAGUCAAAGUGUUUAAAUGAGUUGACAAGGCUUAAAUCCGUACGAGUGAAUUCACAUUCUCUGUAUUGUAUCUUCUCCACUUGUUGCACAGUAUAUCAUGUUGAAGAUGUAAAAAAAAUUGUGUGGUCUUCUAAUAUUUUAGUUGACUUUCCAAUUUACGGGUCGCUACUUCAGGCGACUUUUACCAAAAAUGAAAAGAGGGAAGAACUGUUGAGUUAUGGAGAGCAAAUACUAUCUGAUCUCUUUUUAAAAAUUGAGUUAUACAUGCCUAUUAUAGUUGUCGGGAAGAUUUUGGAUUGUAUAGAUAAUGAGGAUCUCCCGGCAACCGUCACAUCCCUUUGUAAAAUUAUGAACACCCCCCUGCCCAACCUCAAGUACAAUACAUAUACAGUAUAAGUAGGAAACUUAUACUGUACAUGUAUUGUACAGUAAAAUUAAAAACUUACUAAAUUUUUAAUAAAUUUUAUUGUGUCUAGCACAAUUAUGGUGCACUUUUACAUGAUAAAAUUCCUACGGUCCCAAUAAAUUUUUCCAAUUUAUUUUUAAGUAACCCCAAGAUAGUGACCACAUUCAAUUCAUAAAUUUAUUUGUCAAACAAUAUUGAAAAUUCAUUCUUUAACCUCACAAUUUUCUUAGGGGUUUUCCAUGUAUAUUUUUAGUCAGUUCAUGUAGGUUGGACUUACUGUGAUUCGUUUAUAUGGUAACCCUCCAUUUCCCCAUACGACUUCCAUUUAAAUUAAAAGGCUAGCUUAAAAUAUAAAUAGUGUAUUUAAUGUCACACGAAAUAACAUUUUCAGAUUUAUUUUGAUUAACUUUACAAUUGUUCUUUUCUUAAAAAAUAAAAUUUAUCUCUAAUUUGGCAGUAUCUUGAUAACACAUAAAAACUAAUGCUGGGACUCGAAUUGAAAGUGGUCACUAUCUUGGGGUUUCAUAAAAAUAAAUUGGAAAAAUUUGUUGGGACCUUAGGAAUUUUAUCUUAAUAUAAAUCCCGUAAAAGUGUACUAUAAUCUACUAGACAUAACAAAUAGACAUGGAAAGCCUCUAAGGCAAUUGUGAGGUUGAAGGAUACAUUUUCAAUAUUGUUUAACUUGGCUCUAUCUAGUUUUGUAAUUAAAUACUGAAAUUACAAAACUAGAUAGAGCACACUGUAAUACUGUAAUUACAAAUGUAUCAAACACUUAUUUACAAAAUAUUUUUGAACAAAUGUACAAAAUGCUUGUUGAAAAAAUAAGGUGUUAUACAGGGCAAUAUGAACCAAAUUAUUGUUUCAAAUAUUCAUUGAAUCAUAAUUUAGUAAAUAAUUUAUUCUUUAACUUUUAAUUCAAAAUUAUAGCAUUUAUUCAACUUUAUACGUAUUGUAAAAGAAAUCCUAUAUAGAAUUUUUAUAUUGUUUUUAACAUGAAAUUAAAAAUACUUGCAUCAAUCAUACCAAGACUGACUAGUUAGUAGUUAACGUAACAAUGUGUGAAUUGUUUUGUAAAUUAUAUUAUAGGGCUGUGAAAUAAUGUACAUGUGAUCAAUAUUUACUAAAAUGUACAAUAAAUCACAGCCCUAUGAUAUAAUUUACAAAACAAUUCACACAUUGUUACGUUAACUACUAACUAGUCAGUCUUGGUAUGAUUGAUGCAAAAAAACAAGAUAAACAUUCUAUAUGAUUAUCUUGUUUUUAACAUGAAACUUAAGACUGACUAGUUAGUUGUAAAUGUAACGACAUGUGAAUUAUUUUGUAAAUUAUAUCAUAGGGCUGUGAUUUAUUGUACAUUUUAGUAAAUAUUGAUCGCAUUUAUGUAUAUAUGUAUAUACUUUUAUACAACUGUUAUAUAUGAAAAAAUCUGUCUGAUCUGUUUUCUUGAUUUUUUUUUAGAUCAGAUAGAUUUACAGUGAUAAAACUGUUAGCUUGUAUUAUAAACCAAUGAUUUUUUAUUUAUGUUUUUAAAUCAAUAAAGUUUGUCUCUGUUGA
This is a messenger RNA of Homalodisca vitripennis (glassy-winged sharpshooter), 2945 nucleotides long. RefSeq names its product alpha-latrocrustotoxin-Lt1a-like. NCBI's taxonomy places the organism in Eukaryota, Metazoa, Arthropoda, Insecta, Hemiptera, Cicadellidae. The record is from RefSeq and is a predicted model, not a curated record. Gene Ontology annotation, molecular function: protein binding. Bases 338 to 1381 code for a protein of 347 amino acids. The transcript has 2 exons.